AUGGGAGAAGAGGAGACGAAGAACGAUGUGGCCAGCAUCGCUGAUCGUGAACCGGUCGCCCAACCCACUCCCUCACAAAUUGAAAAUGAUUCGCCCCAAAAGCCCACCAAACUCCGCCAAUCAUUCAUCGUUGCAGCAGGCUUCAUGACAAUGUUCAUGACAUGCGCAAUCAUAUUCUCCUACGGCGUGUACCAAGCCAUCUACGAAGAAAUGGCCAAAGACCCCGACUCACCCUUCGCGGGGACCUCAUCAUCAAUUCUAAGUUUAAUCGGCACCCUAUCUAUCGCAAUCAUGUCCAUGGGCGGCCCCUUCGUCAUGACCUGGGCGAAACUCUACGGUCCACAGCCCGUCAUCAUGUCCGGCGGGCUUGUCUUCGGUCUCGGGUGCAUUCUCGCCAGUCUGAGCCAAUAUGUCUGGGAAUUUGCCUUAACCCAGGGCAUCCUCGUCGGUCUGGGGACGUGCAUGGCCUAUGUCCCCACCAUGUCCGUUGUCCCGACGUGGUUUGACAAGCGUCGCGGUCUGGCUAUGGGUAUUGUUAUCUCCGGCUCUGCUUGUGGGGGUAUGAUCUGGCCACCGGUGCUGCGCGCCAUUACCUCGCACAUUGGAUUCCGCAAUGCAUUGCGUAUCUCCGGCUGCUUGGUAAUCUUCUUCGUGCCUCUUUCUGGCUGUACGCUGGGCUGGGAGCCGAAAUUUAAGAACAAGGUGGCUGGCCAGAUAGCCGGGUUAUCGAAGAUGACUGGAUGGAUCAAGGUACCAUUGAUUGACUGGGAAGUGGCCAAAACGAAGAAAUUCGUCGCACAGGCUCUGGGGUGUUUUCUGCAGUCGGCGGGUUACUCCACGCCUCUGUUCUUCUAUGCGGCUUUCGCACAGUCUCUGGGUUAUAGCAGCAGUAUGGCGGAUAAUUUCAUCACGAUUAGCAACGCGGCUAAUUUCGUUUCGCGAAUUGUGAUCGGAUACGCAGCUGAUAAAUUUGGUCGACUGAAUGUGCUCUUCUUGACGACUAUUAUCAGUUCGGUUGUCGUGUUUGCAUUCUGGUUGCCUUCAACCUUUGUCGAUAACACCGUGCCCCAUACUGCCGCCGAUGUCCUGUUUAUCAUCUUCGCGAUAUCAUACGGCUCGUUCGGUGCUGCUUAUAUUUCGCUGUUCCCUGCUAGCUUGAUUGAACUUUUUGGGGUUCAGCAUUUUACUUCGGUUAAUGGGGCGCUGUAUCUUAUUAGAGGUAUUGGCGCGCUACUAGGUACGCCAUUGACGGGACUGUUAUUGUCUAGCCAGUCGGCGUUAUCAGAUCCUUCGAACUACGAGAGAGUUACAAUCACCGUGGGAGUUUUACUUUUUGCUGCAAGCAUGGCGACCCUCUGGGUAAGAAUCGAAGCUUCUUCGGGAAAGGGUUGGAAGUGGAAACUAUAA
Messenger RNA from Penicillium waksmanii, 1407 nucleotides. RefSeq lists its product as uncharacterized. The transcript has 2 exons. The record is from RefSeq and is a predicted model, not a curated record. NCBI's taxonomy places the organism in Eukaryota, Fungi, Ascomycota, Eurotiomycetes, Eurotiales, Aspergillaceae. Gene Ontology annotation, cellular component: fungal-type vacuole membrane. The coding region runs from base 1 to 1407 and encodes 468 amino acids. Gene Ontology annotation, molecular function: transmembrane transporter activity. Gene Ontology annotation, biological process: transmembrane transport.